AUGUUCCUGUACAAAGUGGUUCGGACUUUGUCGGUGAUCCCUCUGUGGAUCUCUGCGCCGACACUGGUCUUGAUAUAUCUUGCAGCGUGGAUCUUCUACGCUCGAACCUUGCACCCGUUGGCCAAAAUUCCGGGCCCCUUUUGGGCUUCAGUAACCCGAGGAUGGAUUGUGUGGCGCACCUAUCAAGGUGAUAUGGAUCACACCCAGAGAGCACUGCACCAGAAAUAUGGUUACUUGGUUCGCAUUGCUCCGAAUGAGAUUGCUUGCGCGUACCCUAAUGCGAUCAAACAAAUCUAUCGCAUGCAAAACUCCCCGAAAAAGACGGAUUUCUACCCACCGUGGGGAAACAAAACCUUCAGCAAAUAUCCCGAUCACUUCAGCAAUACCGAUGAGAAGCUCCACGCCGAAAGGAGAAGGAUAGUAAAUCAGGUCUACACUUUGUCAAACGUCCUUCAGUCGGAAAUGUAUAUCGACAAGUGCUCGGCAUUGUUCAUUCAGCGACUUGGCGAAUAUGUAGAUGCCGGUAAGAUCAUCGACCUUGGUGACUGGCUGCAAAUGUAUGCCUUUGAUGUCAUCGGGGAGUUAUAUUUUGGUAAAAUGUUUGGCUUUAUGGAACAGCGUACCGACUACGAGUCAUAUAUUGCAUCGCUUGAUAUGCUUGUACCUCUCAUUACGCUGGCCGCGGUUGCCCCUUCUUACACACGGCCAUUAAUUUUGGUCUCAUCCAUUAUCAGCCCCGCAAUCCGAAAAGCUAUGAAAGCUAUAGAUCAUAUUGCUACGGCAGCAAGAAGCUGUGUCGCCACACGCUCCAUGCAACUCGCCGCCGGGGAGAGUGUUCGCAGAGAUCUUCUAUCACAACUCUUUGACAUAUCGCAUACUAAGGGAGAGAAGGUUGAUUUCGGAUUAGGCGAGAUCACUUAUGAGGCUUAUGUGGGCUUAUUUGCCGGUUCAGAUACCACAGCAAUCGCUAUGAGAUCCAUUCUUUAUCAUCUUUUGAAGAACGAGAGCGUGUACGAUGACCUCAUGGCAGAAAUUGACGCCGCCGAUGCCCGCGGUGAGUUGAGCACUCCUGUAAAAUUCGCUGAAGCCAACAAACUUCCGCUGCUUUGUGCAUGCAUAAAGGAAGGCAUGAGGCUCCAUCCAAGUGUCGGACUCACUAUGCCUCGCAUAGCUCCGCUGGGGGGACUUGAAAUUUGUGAUGUUGUCAUUCCCGAAGGUUACAGAAUUGGCAUGAAUGCGGCUGUGGUACAGUAUGACAAAUCCAUUUUUGGCGCCGAUGCAAAUGAAUUUCGGCCCUCACGAUGGCUUCAUGGGGAUGCAGCCAAGAUGGAUAAAUAUAUGCUGCACUUCGGAGCUGGGACGAGAACUUGCAUAGGGAAAAAUAUCUCCCUAAGUGAAAUCCAUAAACUUCUCCCCCAUGUUCUACGCAGCUUCAAAUUGAAGUUAGCCACGGACAAGCCAUGGAAAACGUCUGAUCUAUGGUUUAACAAACAAACUGGUAUCUUGGUGAACUUGAAACGGAGAGCCCUGUCUUCGAAAUGA
This is a messenger RNA of Exophiala bonariae, 1542 nucleotides long. RefSeq lists its product as uncharacterized. Bases 1 to 1542 code for a protein of 513 amino acids. The transcript is spliced from 4 exons. NCBI's taxonomy places the organism in Eukaryota, Fungi, Ascomycota, Eurotiomycetes, Chaetothyriales, Herpotrichiellaceae. The record is from RefSeq and is a predicted model, not a curated record. Gene Ontology annotation, molecular function: heme binding; monooxygenase activity; iron ion binding.